CAGCGCGUCGUCAGCUGUAUGUGCGCCGGUCAGAGAGCACCGCGCUCAGGUUACUUUUCUUUAAUAUGCUGGAAUAACUAACAGUAAAUGCGUUUGUUUUAAUGCAAUAUGUACAGGCAAUGCAAAGCUUUGGAUGACACCUUCUGCAUACUUUGGAUUUACAACCUGAUGUGACAGCGCUGGACGUCACAGUGAUGCUGGAGGAGUAAAACUGGAGACUUAUUUGACCAUGUUUACCUGCGCACGGAGGAACUUGACAUCUCUCAGUAUGUGAGCUGGUGUUGUGGAUUUCAUCUGCGAAGCCGGAUUCAAGCUGUCCGUCAAACUCUUAUAUUGACCCACUGCCAUCAUAAAUCAUGGAUGUGGGAAACGUCACCAUCCCUGGGAACGUGUCGGACGUCCACCUGGUCACACACAGUCUGUGGGAGGUGGUCACCAUAGCGAUCGUCUCCGCCGUCGUCAGCUUCAUCACGAUUGUUGGGAACGUUCUGGUGAUGUUGUCUUUUAAGGUGAACAGCCAGCUGAAGACAGUCAACAACUACUAUCUGUUGAGCCUGGCCUUCGCCGACCUCAUCAUCGGCAUUUUCUCCAUGAACUUGUACACCUCCUACAUUCUGAUGGGUUACUGGUCUCUGGGCAGUUUAGCGUGUGAUUUGUGGUUGGCGCUGGAUUACGUGGCCAGCAACGCCUCCGUGAUGAACCUACUGGUGAUCAGUUUAGAUCGAUACUUCUCCAUCACCAGACCUUUGACGUACCGAGCCAAACGGACGCCGAGGCGAGCUGGCGUCAUGAUCGGCCUCGCAUGGCUGGUGUCGUUCGUUCUUUGGGCUCCUCCGAUCCUGUGCUGGCAGUAUUUGGUAGGUAAGAGAACGGUACCUGAGAGACAGUGUCAGAUCCAGUUCUUCUCUGAACCAGUCAUCACUUUCGGAACGGCCAUAGCGGCUUUUUACAUUCCCGUGUCCGUCAUGACUAUCUUAUACUGCCGGAUAUACAAAGAAACCGAGAGGCGCACGAAAGACCUGGCCGAGCUGCAGGGAGUCAACUCCUCGACGAACUCCGGCAGCACUGCUCAGCCUCGAAGAACCAUUGGAUCCUGUUUCAAGUGCAAACAUCUGAAGGACGCUUCACGGCGGAAUCAGACGUCUUGGUCCUCCUCGCAUCGCCCCGAUGCGCCCGAGUGGCCGAAAACCCACCAAGUCGCCAACUUCAACAGCUACGGCUCUUCUGAAGACGACGAGCGCUCGGUGUCUCCCGCCGUCGUCCAGACGCCCUACAGACAUCAGCAGAGCAAAGUGGCGGCGUCCAAUGGCAACUGCGAGGAAGAUGCCGUCUUCCCAUCCUCCCUCAAAGGAAGUCCUCAGAGGAACAAGAAAUGCGUUUCUUACAAGUUUAAGCCGGUUUCAAAAGACGAAGGGUUGCAGCAGAAUGCCGACAGUGAAAGGAAGGCCGGGACCUCUUCGUUCUCAUCCGCCGAGUCCGUGAACGCACCUUCCUCUUCAUCUUCAUCCAAACCCGCAGACAGCACGUUGAAAAGCCAGAUGACCAAGAGGAAGAGGAUGGUGCUGAUCAAAGAGAGGAAGGCCGCUCAGACUCUCAGCGCCAUUUUGCUGGCGUUCAUACUGACGUGGACGCCCUACAACAUCAUGGUGCUCAUCUCCACCUUCUGCUCGGACUGCAUCCCGCUGGCGCUCUGGCAUCUGGGCUACUGGCUGUGUUACGUCAACAGCACGGUGAACCCCAUGUGCUACGCGCUGUGCAACAAAACCUUUCAGAAGACGUUCCGCAUGCUUCUGAUGUGCCAGUGGAGGAAGAAGAGGGUCGAGGAGAAACUCUACUGGUGUGGACAAAACCCUGCGGCCGGCAACAAGUUAACCGGAGGGACAUGA
Triplophysa rosa is the source of this 1886-nucleotide messenger RNA. It is a transcript of the gene chrm5a, whose product is annotated as cholinergic receptor, muscarinic 5a. Gene Ontology annotation, cellular component: synapse; plasma membrane; dendrite. Bases 357 to 1886 code for a protein of 509 amino acids. The record is from RefSeq and is a predicted model, not a curated record. NCBI's taxonomy places the organism in Eukaryota, Metazoa, Chordata, Actinopteri, Cypriniformes, Nemacheilidae. Gene Ontology annotation, biological process: adenylate cyclase-inhibiting G protein-coupled acetylcholine receptor signaling pathway; G protein-coupled receptor signaling pathway, coupled to cyclic nucleotide second messenger; chemical synaptic transmission. The transcript is spliced from 2 exons. Gene Ontology annotation, molecular function: G protein-coupled acetylcholine receptor activity; G protein-coupled serotonin receptor activity.